AUGGGUGCCAGCGCUAAAAGAAAGAAGGAGAGGCAACAGGACUUCCAGAAACCCAAACUCAAGGUCGGCAAGGCCAGAGCCAAACCGGAUAACUUCACCGAUACCAGCUUCCGAUCCAAAGCGAUCGUCCUCACCCAACAAUCCCUUCAACUCACAGCCCCCACUUCCAAUGCCGUAUUCUCUCACCAUCUCUCUCUCCUCACAUCCAAAUCCGACAGCCAACGUCGCGACUCUCUCGCUCACUUGACCUCUUCAAUCGCCUCCCGACCCGUCAACUCACCCCUCCCUCAACCUGUCAGCGUUAUGCUUCCUUCUCUCCUCCCGCUCCUCCUCGACGGAAGCAACAACGUUCGCACCCAGCUCCUCAAACUUUUGCGCACUCUCCCGUCCUCCGAUGUAGAGGACCACGUCGUCCAAGUCCUCCCUUACGUCCGCGCAGGCAUGACCCAUCUCGCAGCUGACAUCCGUGUCUCAUCCGUGGAGGUCCUAUCAUGGCUUGUCGAGGCCGCAGGCGAGCAGGUCGUGUCCUGCGCAGGCGGUUGGAUCAAAACGAUGAAUUGCUUCCUGUCUGUGCUUGGAUGGCACACCGAGGAAUCGGCGCGGUGGUCGUCUAAUCGGGCUUCCUUUGGAAAAUCUGGCAGUCAGGGACGGCCGAUGGUGAAGGUAUUAGGUGCGCUGGCCGAUUUUUUGGAGGCUGGUGUUGGGGAGCCAAGCACUGCGAGUGUUGAUCAGCAGAUCGAGACGGAUGUUGAUUCCGCUUGGCCUUUCCCGUUGUGUCAGACGGGUCACCAUAUGGUUUCGGAUUCUUCGACUCCGUUCACUUAUUUGAAUCUGUUUGGGCAGCCUCGUGAUGCGGAGGGCGAGAUGUAUGAGACGAGGGAGGAUCGGUUCCGCGUUUUUGCGACCCGCUUUUUGCCGGCCGUUGAUCGGGGCUUGAAGAGUGCGAGGGAGGAAGGUGGAGAGCUGGGUCGGGCUUCUUCUGGCGUGUCUAAGGUGCUUAAGGGAGCUCUGUCUUAUGGGCCCGGGCCGUGA
Messenger RNA from Penicillium pulvis, 1032 nucleotides. Its product is annotated as IPI1/TEX10 family protein. Lineage: Eukaryota; Fungi; Ascomycota; Eurotiomycetes; Eurotiales; Aspergillaceae. Bases 1 to 1032 code for a protein of 343 amino acids. Gene Ontology annotation, biological process: rRNA processing. The record is from RefSeq and is a predicted model, not a curated record. Gene Ontology annotation, cellular component: nucleus. The transcript is spliced from 3 exons.